Molecule: messenger RNA, 2591 nt
Organism: Purpureocillium takamizusanense
Lineage: Eukaryota; Fungi; Ascomycota; Sordariomycetes; Hypocreales; Ophiocordycipitaceae
Gene: RLI1
Product: Fe-S cluster-binding ribosome biosynthesis protein, variant 2
Exons: 4
Coding region: 697-2085 (462 amino acids)
Biological process (GO): translational termination; ribosomal subunit export from nucleus; translational initiation
Molecular function (GO): ATP hydrolysis activity; iron ion binding; ribosomal small subunit binding
Source: RefSeq, a predicted model, not a curated record
CUAUCCUUUAAACCUCCACUGCGUCCCCGCGAGACUUCAACCUGAGCGCCUCACGUGCCUGGUUCUGUCACACGUGCGUGGUGUUCGUCUUGCCUACUCCGCCAUCCGUCUCUCCGCGCACAAAAGACGUGUCUUUUUUGCGCACUCGCAGCCUUUACGACUACCCUGGACAGUUGUCUUUUUCGCCAGCCACCGCCACCAUGUCGGACAAGCUCACUCGUAUCGCCAUUGUCAAUAGCGACAAAUGUCGCCCUCGCAAGUGUCGCCAGGAAUGCAAAAAGUCUUGCCCCGUGGUUCGCAGCGGCAAGCUUUGCAUUGAAGUAACACCCGAGUCUCGACUGGCCUUCAUCUCCGAGUCACUUUGCAUCGGCUGUGGUAUUUGCCCCAAGAAAUGCCCCUUCGACGCCAUCACCAUCAUCAACCUGCCCACCAACCUCGAGAGCCAGGUGACCCAUCGCUAUGGCCCCAACAGCUUCAAGCUCCACCGCCUACCCAUGCCGCGCCCUGGUCAGGUCCUAGGUCUGGUGGGAACGAACGGUAUUGGAAAGAGUACCGCGUUGAAGAUCCUCAGCGGCAAGCUCAAGCCCAACCUGGGCCGUCACGAUAACCCUCCGGACUGGGAAGACGUCAUUAAGCACUUCCGCGGUUCUGAGCUGCAAAGUUUGUCAAGCUGUCCUGCUUGUGAAUCAAUGCAAGAUGUGCUUACAAGUGCGCACAGACUACUUUACCAAGCUCCUGGAAGAUGAUCUGAAGGCUGUCGUCAAGCCCCAGUAUGUCGACCAGAUCCCGAAGGCAGUCCGAGGCCCAGAAAAGAGUGUGCGUGCUCUCAUUGAGAGCCGAGCUUCUCUUGGCAACACUAACGAAGUCGUUGAUGUUCUGGAGCUCGGGCACAUUAUGGACCGAGAUAUCACCCUUCUCUCUGGCGGUGAGCUCCAGCGGUUUGCCAUUGGCACUGUGUGUGUUCAAAAGGCCGACGUUUACAUGUUCGACGAGCCCUCGUCAUACUUGGAUGUCAAGCAGAGACUGAGUGCUGCCCAAAUGAUCCGGUCUCUGCUCCGAGACGAUGACUACGUCAUCGUCGUCGAGCACGACCUGUCUGUUUUGGACUACCUUUCCGACUACGUCUGCGUUCUCUACGGCCGGCCCGCUAUCUAUGGUGUGGUGACAAUGCCUUACUCGGUCCGCGAAGGCAUCAACAUCUUCUUGGACGGCCACAUCCCGACGGAGAACCUCCGGUUCCGCGAAGAGUCUCUGACGUUCCGCAUCGCCGAGGGCACGGAUGAGUUCGCUAUUGACCGCUCUCGUGCAUUCAACUAUCCCAAGCUGGAGAAGACCCUCGGCAAUUUCAGGCUUCGUGUCGAUGCCGGCGAAUUCACCGACUCUGAGAUCAUUGUCAUGAUGGGAGAGAACGGUACGGGUAAGACGACUUUCUGCCGUUUGCUGGCUGGAGCUCUUAAGCCCGACAGCAAGGCUGGCGUUCCGGAUAUGAGGAUCAGCAUGAAGCCGCAGACCAUUACCCCCAAGUUUGACGGAACUGUUCGCCAGCUCUUCUUCAAGAAGAUUAAGCAAGCGUUUUUGUCUCCGCAGUUCCAGACCGAUGUGGUCAAGCCCCUCAAACUUGAGGACUUCAUCGACCAGGAAGUCAAGAACUUGUCUGGUGGUGAAUUACAGCGCGUUGCCAUCGUUCUGUCUCUCGGUAUGCCCGCCGACAUUUACCUCAUUGACGAGCCGUCGGCCUACCUCGACUCCGAGCAACGUAUCAUCGCGUCUCGUGUCAUCAAGCGUUUCAUCAUGCACUCCAAGAAGACCGCAUUCGUGGUCGAGCACGACUUCAUCAUGGCCACUUACCUCGCUGACCGCGUCAUCGUUUUCGACGGCAAGCCAGGUAUUGAUGCCCACGCCAACAAGCCUGAGUCGCUCCUCACUGGAUGCAACACCUUCCUGAAGAACUUGAACGUCACUUUCCGUCGCGACCCGACCAACUACCGUCCUCGCAUCAACAAGCUGGGUUCUCAGCUUGACCAGGAGCAAAAGAUGAGCGGCAACUUCUUCUUCCUAGAGGAGGCGCCAGACAAGAGCUCCUGAAAAGGGCACAAACGAGCAUGAUACCCCUUUCUCGAGUCACAAUGCAUCAUCCGGCGUUCAAAAUAAAGCUUCGGUAGAGAAGCACAGUCCUGGCCAAGGCCUGGAAAAGGGACCGCAGGAAGACGGCGCCGGCGAGGACGAUGAUCCAGAUGAGUAACAAUGGAGACGGCAGUCUAUCCCCUGUUGCCUGGUCCUGCGAAAUGGUGGUCACUGUGAGGGUCAUAGACACUCGGACGUGCGCCCGGUCUAUUUCCGCGCAGCACUCCGCUGCGGAGACGUUCACGAGCGGACGUAUUGGGCGACGAUAGAGUCGCCAGCCAUUUCGCAGAUUGAGGGGCAAUGGAUGAAGCAGGAUGACUGCCGUCAGCUUCCUAUCCUCGCGGGAAGCGCAUAGAGAGCUUAUAGUCUACCAUUUUUCUCAGAUACUUGAAUGCACGGAUCGUUGUAAAUCGGCCACAGUUCUCGCUCGCGUGGUAGCUACAAUAACACGUAGCUCUCGUUCAGUG